AAACUGCAUAUUGAAUCUCCGGGGGAGUUUACCCCACUGAUCUCUACUAGAAAGUCAGUGGUUUACCAAGGAGGUUAACCCUCCUCGUGGUUCUAUCCAUUCAUACUAAGAGUGCAACAGUCAAAUCAAAACGAUCCGAUCCAAUCCGCAAUAACAGAGAAGUAACGAGCAAACACGUGCGGCGCAUCAGCAUGGGUGCGAAAAAACGAAAAGGACGCGCCGUGAAAGCUGCUAAAAAAGGCAGUGCUGUGGUAGAACCAGAAGAGGUCUCAAAGGCCCCUCACACUUUUGUGAUAUCGCGUGGCACUCUGGGCAAGAAUGCGUCAGAGCUGAUGCUGAAUUUCAGAAAAGUUAUGGAGCCUUAUACUGCAUCUAGGCUUCAGGUGCGGAGGAAGAAUGUCGUCAAAGACUUUGUCUCAGUGGCUGGGCUGCUACAUGUGACACACCUGGUGGUCUUCACCAAGACCGAAAGGGCCAUUUACAUGCGACUAGCAAGGCUACCUCGUGGGCCCACACUCACUUUUCGUGUUGAAAACUAUGCUCUGGCUCGUGACAUCAUUUCAAGUUUAAAGAAGCCAGUCACAUACACACAUCAAUUCAGCUCUCACCCACUGCUGGUGCUGAAUAACUUCAGUGGUGAAGGCAUGCACUUUAAGCUUAUGGCCUCCAUGUUCCAGAACAUGUUUCCAUCAAUUAAUAUACACACGGUGAAACUGAACACUAUAAGGAGAUGCCUCCUCCUGAAUUAUGAUUCAGUGGACGAGACUAUUGAUUUUCGCCACUAUACCAUCAAGGUGGCUCCUUGUGGCAUCAAUCGAGCUGUCAAAAAACUUGUGCAAAGCAAGGUUCCAGACUUGGGGCACCUGCGAGAUAUAAGUGAGUACGUGGAUCAGGGAGGCCUGUCGGAGAGUGAAGCUGAACUGGAUGGUGCUUCUAACCAAAUUAUCUUGCCCCAGAAGAUCUGCAGCAGGGGCAAUGUGCUUAACCAGCAGAGCUCUGUUCGGAUGGUCGAGUUGGGCCCCCGUAUAAAACUCAAGUUAGUUAAGAUUGAAGAAGGUCUGAUGACUGGAGAAGUGAUGUACCAUGCAUUUAUUCAGAAGACACCAGAGCAGAUCAAAGCACUUCGUGAACGACGGCUGGAACUCAAGAAGCUAAAGGAGAAGCGGAAGCAGGAGCAGGAAGAGAACAAGCGGAGAAAAGAAGCUUUGCACAAGAGUGAGCAGGACGUGAGUGAAGGGAGUGAUGCAGAUGUCGAAGCGGAGGAGAGUGAUGAGGAAGAUUACCAAAACUGGUACCAGCAGGAAGUGGAUAAAGAACCUGAUGAAGAUGGUACACCACCACAAGUGAAAAGAGCUAAUAAAAGGGGAAGUGGCAGCGUAACUGGCAAGCCUGAUGGGCAGAGGAAACUACUGCAUCACAAGCAACAAAGUGGGUCAACAAAAAAGGGGUCACAACUACUGAAGAAGGGCAAGACUGAGGAAGAGCAGGAGGAUAAGAAAGCGAGGAAGCGCAAGCUGUCGGACUUUGAAGUGAUGAUGCAGCGACGCAAGAAGCGCAAGAAGUUGAAAGAGAAGGUGAAAGAAAAGCGUUUGCGCUCCCAGAAGGUGGCCAGGCUUCGAGCUCAGCAGAAGCAGGAGGUACCUUUCAAGAAAGUAAAACAUAAACGAAGCCGAUGAGAGUCCGAUGUGCAUUGCCAGGUGUGGCUGUACAUUACAUGAAGGGAAAUGUAUAUGAAAAUAAAACACUUGUUAAUUAGUCCUGACCAACAUUGGGAGGGACAGAAAAAAAAUGGUUUUGAUCAGAGGUGUUUUCGGAAGUGUACAGUGAAAGUUCAGUUCUUGAGUGCCUUUUAUAACCCUUGUCUUUGGAAUCUCAGAUUAUGAUGCUACCAAGCCUGCAGUGCAAACUCCCACUGACCAAAGGUAAGAAAAGUUUUGCUUGUCAGUUUUGGAAAUAAGUUUUGUCUUAUGUAAGUGUGACAGAUGCACUUUCUGAAAAAAAUAAAAAGGCAAAUUCUUUGGUGCAUUUCUCAAA
Messenger RNA from Rhipicephalus microplus (southern cattle tick), 2034 nucleotides. RefSeq names its product Brix domain-containing protein peter pan (gene ppan). NCBI's taxonomy places the organism in Eukaryota, Metazoa, Arthropoda, Arachnida, Ixodida, Ixodidae. Gene Ontology annotation, molecular function: rRNA binding. The record is from RefSeq and is a predicted model, not a curated record. Gene Ontology annotation, cellular component: preribosome, large subunit precursor. Gene Ontology annotation, biological process: ribosomal large subunit assembly; rRNA processing.